Molecule: messenger RNA, 1437 nt
Organism: Xenopus tropicalis (tropical clawed frog)
Lineage: Eukaryota; Metazoa; Chordata; Amphibia; Anura; Pipidae
Gene: fut7
Product: fucosyltransferase 7 (alpha (1,3) fucosyltransferase)
Exons: 2
Coding region: 284-1321 (345 amino acids)
Biological process (GO): glycoprotein biosynthetic process
Cellular component (GO): Golgi apparatus; Golgi cisterna membrane; membrane
Molecular function (GO): glycosyltransferase activity; alpha-(1->3)-fucosyltransferase activity; fucosyltransferase activity
Source: RefSeq, a predicted model, not a curated record
GGAGAUUUAUUGCUGACACCGCUCGGCCCAAGAGCGCAACAUCCAAUGCAGAAGCGCCUCUGCCCGCAGGGGGUGGGACCUGGGAUCUCAGCUUUUUCUGGGGUAAAGGAAACAAGAAGAACAUGAAUCUCCCUGGAGACACCGGGCAUUCGGGGGCAUCAGAGCCGCGGCGCCGACCCAACCCGAUGUCAUCAGCGAGGGGCUCACAGGAACGAGCAGCCGGGGACCCCCUAAAUAUCAGAGUAACCCUGAUGCCCAGUCGGUGCCCACUGGUGGGAGGAGCAUGAGUUUGGGCCACAGACUGCGCUGCUGCUCCGCCCUGGGCUCCAUGGUUCUGAUUGGACUUCUCUUCUGGAACAGCAGCUUUGUAUUAAUCUCUCCCCCCGGGGUCGCCCAGGGCCCCCCAGACCCACUCACCAUCCUGAUCUGGCACUGGCCCUUCCAUAGGCCGAUGGACCUUUCCGGGAACGUCUGUCUGGAUCGGUUCGGUAUCGGGGGCUGCAGACUGACGGGUAAUCGCAGCGACUUCCCCCGGGCCCAGGUCGUGGUGUUUCACCAUAAGGAGCUGAGGGAAAAGGGAUUCGAGUUCCCGGACACGGUCCGGCCGUUGGGUCAGAAAUGGGUCUGGGCCUCCUUGGAACCCCCGACCUACAUGCAUAAGGAUGUGGAACUGAAUGAGCUUUUCAAUUGGACGUUGAGUUAUCGGACCGACUCGGAUAUAUUCGUGCCCUAUGGGAUGCUGGUCCCUCAGCCGGCCAAGGUGCCCAACUUGCCCAACAAGACCGGACAGGUGUCCUGGGUGGUCAGUCACUACCGUAAGUCUCAGGAAAGAGCCGCCUUCUACUCCAACCUGUCCCACUACCUGAAGGUGGAUAUUUACGGUAAAGCGAACCGGCGGCCCCUGUGCCCGGCCUGCCUCCUCCCCACCGUGUCCCGGUACCGGUUCUACUUAGCGCUGGAGAAUUCCCGGCACCGGGACUACAUCACGGAGAAGCUCUGGUUUAACUCCUUCCUCUCCGGCUCCGUCCCCGUCGUGCUGGGACCCCCCCGGGAAAACUACGAGCGAUUCGUCCCGGCCGAUUCGUUCAUUCACGUGUCGGACUUCGCGUCGCCCGAGCAUCUCGCCCGAUAUCUGCGGACCCUGAGCGACGAGCGGUACCGGCGGUAUUUCCGCUGGAGGGAGCGACAGGGAGUGAAGAUCUACAGCGACUGGAGGGAGCGAUUCUGUCUGAUCUGUGCGGCCCAACCCAACCUGCCCCGGAACAAGGUCUAUAGGGACCUACACGGCUGGAUCUGGAACAGAACCCGGGACGACUCAUAACACUGUGUUAUCUGAACAACUGCCUGGUUGCUAGGGUGAAUGGAACCCUAGCAACCACAUACGUCUAUGGGUUAAAGGGGUUCAGUAAUAAAUGAGCUAUUCCUAGCAACUUUGCA